UAACUUUUAUAAAUGUAUUAGCGAAUAAAGUAAUGGCGAAUGAAUGUUAGGUUCAAAAAGAGAAUGCAUUAUUUCAAGUUAGCGAUAAGUGCGUUAUAAAUAUUGCUUUUGGAAUACAUUGCACCUUAUUUCUUUUUAUAUCAAGUUCGAUUAAUGUUUUCUGGUAUUUUGACCUCUGCCCUUUGUGUCGGGCUGAGCUCAUAGAUAAACCUCCUCUUUCUUUUUUGUUUGUCAGACAAUCGUUAAUGAUACGAAUGAUGCGAAUUAAUUGGUAGUUUGAGUUAUUAAGUCCUCUUGAAAACGUGCGCCGAACAUGAAUUGUUUGACCGGUGAAACCGAUCGUUUAAUUAAUAAUGAUGUCUUUUUGUCAACUGCUCCUAGUCCUUCGGAGAUACGUACUCGUGAAACUAGAACUGGAUCUAGCAUUUUGGGUACAAUAUUUUUGAUCGUAAAUGCCACUCUGGGAGCAGGACUCUUAAAUUUUCCACAGGCCUUCGAUAAAGCUGGUGGCAUCGUCACUUCCAUAACCAUUCAAUUAGGAUUUCUAAUAUUUAUUACGGCUGCUCUCAUCGUCUUAGCAAAUUGUAGCGAUAUUACAAACUCCACGACCAUACAGAAUACGUUGGCAACUUUGUGCGGACCAAGUGCACUUUUUCUCUGUGCACUGUGCGUUGCUGUAUAUAGUUUUGGAUGUUGUCUGACAUUUUUAAUCAUCAUCGGCGAUCAAUUGGAUAGAGUUUUAGCCACGUAUUAUGGAAUGGAUUAUUGUCACACUUGGUAUUUGUCUAGACAAUUUGUCACUGCUGCAAUUAGUUUCCUCUUCAUAUUUCCAUUGUGUUUUUUUAAGCGAUUGGAUGCGUUAAGUUGUGCCAGUUCUGUCGGCUGUAUAACCAUUCUAUACAUGGUCUGUUUGAUAAGUUACAAAAAUUUUACAAGGACCACUGCUACGAUUGUGAAAAUAUGGCCUGACAAUGCAUACGAAGCAUUACAUAUAGUUCCCAUCAUAUGUUUUGCAUAUCAGAGCCACAUGACUGCGAUACCAAUGUAUGCCUGUAUGAAAGAACGACAGCUUGGAAAAUUCACGAUAACUGCUGCAAUUAGUAUGAUCAUUUGUUUUACCGUUUAUACGAUAGUUGGCAUUCUUGGAUAUGCAACAUUUGGAACGGGCAAGGUACCUAGCGACAUACUUCAAGGAUAUUCGGAUAAAAGUAUAAUAGUUACUCUAGCCGUCAUUUCUAUCGCCAUAAAAAACUUCACGGUAUAUCCAAUCGUUUUAUAUUGUGGUCGGGAUGCUAUUCUAUCUCUGUUUGGCACGUUCGUCGAUGAGAACGUUAAAAUGAAAAACUUCAUUACGUUCGUUUGGUUUAUAGCGUCAUUAGUUAUAGCCAUAUUGGUGCCAGACAUAUCUCCGGUUAUUAACUUAUUGGGCGCAUUAUCGGCUACGUUUAUUUUCAUAUUGCCAGGAAUAUGCCUUCUUCAAAGUACUCUCAUCAAAGAUCCUGAAUUGUAUUUGAAUAAGGAUCGUUUGCUUAUUCUCUUAGCAAUUACGAUUACUGCGAUAGGUGCUUUUGUCUGCGGUAUAGUAUCCAUUCAAGCACUUAAAGAUUUAAAGAAACCAUUGGCCGAACAACCAUUGGUAACAGGUUUCAGGAUACGACUUGGAGAAAAUUUAUGCUCUUAAUUAUUUUUAAAUGUAAAACUAAUUUUACCAAAUCCUAUUGAAAAUAUUAAGACGUCAGAGAAAGACUGAUGAUGUAGAUAUUUGUUUAUUUUUAUAUUGUGUACCACAUGCCAAAUAAUUGUAAGAAAUGGUGGGUUUUUUUUUGUUUUUGGUUUUUUUUUUUUUUUUUUUUUUUUUUUUUUUUUUUUUCUUUUUAUUUUAUUUUAUUAUCAAGAGACUCACCUCUUUUCUAUGUAGCAACAUCUUAAUUCUGCAUCUGUGUUAUUGCGCAUGUAUUGCAAUGAAAGAUGUAUCGGAUAAAUAAACUCCUAUUUUAUUAUAAUAUUUUAUAACAUUUACCUUUUACAUAUUAGCUUUUGUUAGAAUUUAAUUUCAAUUGUACUUGUAUAAUUUCAAAUUUUUUUAAUAUACUUCUUGCAACAGA
Messenger RNA from Vespa velutina, 2105 nucleotides. Its product is annotated as putative sodium-coupled neutral amino acid transporter 7. The transcript is spliced from 4 exons. Gene Ontology annotation, biological process: amino acid transmembrane transport. The record is from RefSeq and is a predicted model, not a curated record. The coding region runs from base 314 to 1681 and encodes 455 amino acids. NCBI's taxonomy places the organism in Eukaryota, Metazoa, Arthropoda, Insecta, Hymenoptera, Vespidae. Gene Ontology annotation, molecular function: amino acid transmembrane transporter activity.